This is a messenger RNA of Lasiodiplodia theobromae, 1326 nucleotides long. Its product is annotated as Glycoside hydrolase family 3. Lineage: Eukaryota; Fungi; Ascomycota; Dothideomycetes; Botryosphaeriales; Botryosphaeriaceae. The record is from RefSeq and is a predicted model, not a curated record. The transcript has a single exon. The coding region runs from base 1 to 1326 and encodes 441 amino acids.
AUGUCGUCCCACAAAGCAACAGAUGCAGAAACAUCAUCGCCGUCCGCAUCCACCGCAAAAGAGCUGGUCCAGGGGCUGAUGCACCUAAUCAUGGAAACCUCACGAGAAAUGGCGACGGCUCCGGUACGGUGUGACGAUGACGAAACGGAUAAUGAAAAGCAUGCAGACCGGAUUCAGGACCUGGACAACAGACUCGUCUCCCAAGCGCUCGAGGUCUGGCUCGCGCACAACGGCAACAUUGAUCUGCGGACCUUUUUCCCGGCACAAUACAAAGAAAGUGAUUCCGCAACUGAACACCAUCUGGACGCAAACACCCAGCCCACAAAAGGCCACCCCAAAGCCCCAGCCGAACAACCCACGGACACCACCGCCUCCUCCAUCAUCGGCAACCCGUCGCUCUUCCCGCGCACUAACCAGCUCGUCUACGAAACUACCUCCCUCUACACUUUCUACGGCUGGCUCUCCAAAACCCUGCCCCGCCUCCCGCCCGAGCUCGUCCUCCUCGUCGCGCACGCCUCCCUCCUCGACGGCACCACCUCUUCAAGCAGCAGCAGCGCCUCCAUCCCCGCCAUCCCGUCCCUCUUCUCCUACUACCUGCCCCACCUCUACCCCUACCCGGGCCCCUGCACCGCGCACAUCCCGAACUGCCGCGACUGCUGCACGCUCGUCAUCGACGACGAAGAUCCAGACCCUCGCCAUCCUCCUCCUCCACCAAACGCAAACCAACCGAGCGCCAGACAAGCCGCCAGAAGGCCGCCGCCGCCAUGCAGCACCAGCGACCCAUCCUCCCCACCGCUCCCCCACCGCAGCCCCUACGCCCCCGUCUCCGCCCCCGCCCUCCGCGGCAUCUGGUCCUACGCCCAAACCGCCAGCACACCCAUCCGCGCCACCAACGCCUUCGCCCCCUGCAGCGCCGCCGCGAGCGAGCCGGAAUGGUUCGCCCCGCCGCCCGCCGCAGGGGCGGUGGGCACCGUCUACGACGACGAGGCGGGCGUGUGGCGGUGCGGGUGCCGGGUCGUGCUGAUGGGGUACGGGAUGGGGCCGCCGCUCCCCGGCGGCGGCGGCGGGGGCCAGCAGUGGUGGACGGACGGCAAGGAGCGGCCGGGGAAGCUGUUGUGGAAUGCGUGGAAGCGCGGGUGGGAGUGCGGGGAGGUGGAGAGGUUUGAUCCGGGGUGUUGUGAGGACCAGUAUGAUAGUGGAGAGGAGAGGGAGUGGGAUGAGAGGCAGGAGAAGGGGAGGGAGGGGAAGAAGAGGGCGGGGAUGAGGUGGGCGGGGAGUUGUGAGAGGUGUCGGAGGCGGAGGGUGGAGGAGGGGGAGGAGGACUGA